AUGUUUAGAAACAACUACGACAAUGACUCCGUUACCUUCUCCCCCCAAGGCCGGAUAUUCCAGGUGGAAUACGCACAGGAAGCUGUUAAGCAGGGCUCUGUGGUAGUCGGUAUAGUCAGCAAGACACAUGCUGUCCUUGCUGCCCUCAAGCGAAAUGCGGAGGAGCUAUCUUCAUACCAAAAGAAAGUCAUUGCUAUUGAUUCCCACAUGGGAAUUGCCAUUGCCGGACUUGCUUCUGAUGCCCGUGUUCUAUCCAACUUUAUGAAACAACAAUCCCUAGCUUCUAAGAUGACAUACGGCCGUCCUCUUCAGGUAGAACGUAUAGUCAGCCGGAUCGGAGACCGUGCACAAACAAACACACAGGUCUACGGCAAGAGACCUUAUGGUGUCGGUUUGUUGAUUGCCGGUGUUGAUGAGGCAGGACCUCAUCUCUUUGAGUUCCAGCCCUCCGGUAUGACUCAGGAGAUGGUUGCAUGCGCAAUCGGAGCCAGGAGCCAGAUGGCCAGAACAUAUCUAGAAAGGAACUUGGAUUCGUUUGCUGACUGUGGGCGUGACGCUUUGAUCACUCACGCAUUGAAGGCAUUGAAGGAAAGCUUGUCACAGGACCGGGAAUUGACGAUUGAUAAUACAACUGUGGGCAUUACUGGAAUUCCCAGCGCGGCUACCAAGGGGAAACUUGAUACUUUUAAGUUAUACGACGGACCAGACGUGACGGCCUUUCUCGAAAAUGCAAAUGAGGAGAUAACAUCUGGGGAAACUAAGCCGUCAGAGGAAAUGGAGGUGGAUUCGUGA
Molecule: messenger RNA, 792 nt
Organism: Microsporum canis CBS 113480
Lineage: Eukaryota; Fungi; Ascomycota; Eurotiomycetes; Onygenales; Arthrodermataceae
Product: proteasome component PRE5
Exons: 3
Coding region: 1-792 (263 amino acids)
Biological process (GO): ubiquitin-dependent protein catabolic process
Cellular component (GO): nucleus; proteasome core complex; proteasome core complex, alpha-subunit complex
Source: RefSeq, a predicted model, not a curated record